Messenger RNA from Paramormyrops kingsleyae, 1324 nucleotides. It is a transcript of the gene cyc1, whose product is annotated as cytochrome c-1. Gene Ontology annotation, biological process: mitochondrial electron transport, ubiquinol to cytochrome c. Gene Ontology annotation, molecular function: heme binding; electron transfer activity. Gene Ontology annotation, cellular component: respiratory chain complex III. Lineage: Eukaryota; Metazoa; Chordata; Actinopteri; Osteoglossiformes; Mormyridae. The record is from RefSeq and is a predicted model, not a curated record.
GUGGGCAAAUCACCACCGGAAGUCCUGUUACCUUCACGAACGAGAAGAUGGCGGCGCUUCGGGUGGUGGUGACCGGGAGCGGCAGAACCUUACUGAACGCUCCGAAAUCUGUUCACACUCCCAGGGCCAGUAUGUCGUUUGCAAGCCUUUCCCGGGGUAAAAAGGUGGCACUGUCCACGCUGGGUGUGCUGACAGCAGGGGGUGCUGGUCUCGCCUUGGCCUUACAUCAGUCUGUGAAGGCUUCCGACCUGGAGCUGCACCCACCCUCGUAUCCAUGGAGUCACAACGGGAUGCUGUCGUCUCUGGAUCAUGCCAGCAUUCGCCGUGGGUACGAGGUGUACAAGCAGGUGUGCGCUGCUUGUCACAGCAUGGAGUAUCUGGCCUUCCGUAACCUUGUGGGCGUGUCGCACACAGAGGCUGAAGUCAAGGCUCUGGCUGAGGAGAUCGAGGUGGUGGACGGCCCAGAUGAGAGUGGAGAGAUGUUCACCCGACCAGGAAAGCUCUCUGACUACUUCCCCAAGCCGUACGCUAAUCCGGAGGCGGCCCGAGCAGCCAACAGUGGAGCCUUACCCCCAGACCUCAGUUAUAUCGUGAAUGCUAGACAUGGUGGGGAGGACUACGUGUUCUCCUUGCUGACGGGCUACUGCGACCCCCCUGCGGGAGUUUCUGUGAGGGAGGGGCUCUACUACAACCCUUACUUCCCUGGCCAGGCCAUCGCGAUGGCUCCCCCAAUCUACAAUGAGGUGCUGGAGUAUGAGGAUGGGACCCCCGCCACCAUGAGCCAAGUGGCGAAAGAUGUGUGUACCUUCCUGCGGUGGGCAGCAGAGCCAGAGCACGAUCAACGCAAGCGUAUGGGUCUAAAGAUGCUCAUGGGCUCCGCAAUCCUGGUGCCCCUAGUUUAUUACCUGAAAAGACACAGGUGGACCGUCCUGAAGAGCCGCAAGAUCGCCUACAGACCGCCUAAGUGAAACACCCCGCCCCCCCCCGGCUGCAUCGCCACCUCAUUCCCCUGACUGGAUCCAGUUUCCGAUUCACAAUCAGUGCUGGGGAAGAGCGACUCGCACAGUGAUUCGCUCUCAUCUACAUCACUUGAAUAAUGCGUCAUUUUGCAGUUUUCCUCUUCCGAAGGAGCUUAAAGACAAGACCUCGUGCUCAAUGUUUUAUUAAAAAAAAAGAAUAAAUUAUAAAAAGAGAAACGGGAAACAUUGGUCACAGGUGGUCUCAGUUCAUUUGGGGAACGAGUUAUGUUUUGAGCUUUGUGAAUUGUCCAAAACACAUGAAUACCUGUUAUACAGAGGUAUACCUAAUAAAAAAAACUACUGAA